This is a messenger RNA of Ostrinia nubilalis (European corn borer), 1464 nucleotides long. It is a transcript of the gene CREG, whose product is annotated as protein CREG1. The transcript has 6 exons. NCBI's taxonomy places the organism in Eukaryota, Metazoa, Arthropoda, Insecta, Lepidoptera, Crambidae. The coding region runs from base 347 to 1072 and encodes 241 amino acids. The record is from RefSeq and is a predicted model, not a curated record.
CUCAUUUACAGCAGAUAUGCGCCUUAUUUGAGACCACUAAAGACUGUAUUCGCAUUGUAGAUGAUUGACAUGAGCAGAUAUCACUGCAGUGAAGUUUGCCAAAACUUCUCGCGUGCGUAAACUGUGGAAACCAGAUUUCGAGCCAAAGAAAUGAUGAUUAAUAUUUGUUAUUAACACGGGCCUACAGUUUACCGACUCGUCUCAUUCAGUUUCCAACGUCCGUAGGACGUGCGUGUGCUGUCGUUCUCGUUUCGAUUUGCGCACUUCCGUAGAUAUAAAUACAGCGUGCGUUUAUUUGAGUUUGGGACUUUCUGAUUUGGCGUAAACAUCGUGUAAGGCGAACAAAAUGAAGUGGGAACUAUCGUACAUCGUGCUGGUACUCGUGUUGUAUGUGGAGUGUAAGUGGAGGCCAGAGUAUUCUGAGGACCAUAAGAGAUGGCACCGGAGGGAGUCCGCCAAUGACGUCUCCACCAGGCGGCCGUACCACGUGGCUGACCCUCCAGACCACACCAAGUUGAUCCCUAUGGCCAGAUACGUGCUUCAUAACACCAACUGGGCGUCCAUAGCGACGAUUUCGGUUCUUCCCGCCAUCGAAGGAUUCCCGUUCUCGAAUGUGAAGUCGAUCGUCGACGGCUCCCUGGCCAACUCCACCGGCAUUCCUUAUUUCUACAUGUCGCCUUUGGACUUCACCGCCAAGGAUUUAACGAAAAACAGUCGCGCUACAGUAUUAGUGUCUUUGGAGGAGACCAACUACUGCGAACAGAAGGGAAUGGACCCUGAGGACCCGCGGUGCACCAGGCUCAUGCUGUCAGGGAAAAUGAAGAAGGUCAAAGAGGGCACCCCUGAGUACACGUUCGCGAAAGCCGCUUUGUUCGAGAGGCACCCGGCUAUGGCUAACUUCCCUCCAGACCACAACUGGUUCGUGGCCAAGCUGAAGAUCGCUCAGAUCGCAAUGAUCGACUGGUUCGGAGGCGCCAAGUACAUCCCCGUGAAAGACUAUCUCGCCUACAACUACACCGGACUAGAGAUGCUUCAACACGCGAAAAACACUCAUAACAGUGACGUCACUUAGAGUAGUGACUAGUAAAUAACAAUAGUUAAAGCUAGUUAAAUGUCGAACAAUAUUUGGCCGCCAUUUUUUAUUAGUAGGAUAGGGAAAAUGUUGAUUUUUAACCGAAAAUAUUUUGGUAGAAAGAUGUUUUGAAAUUCAAAAAACUACGAAGAUUCGUAGAGUACAGAUCUGACAGUUUUUGAAGAAAUAGUAUGAAGAAAAUACCGCCUGCAGGUUAUUAAUAUUCACAUGUUUUUUGUUUGUAAAACUAUGUAAUAACAUAAGUCGGGUCAAUCAAUAUUAUGAUUUGAUAAUGUAACCAGAUUAAAUACCUACUCGUCAAAUCAACUCCAGUGAGAAACUGAAUUAUUGUGAUACAACUUUAAUAAACAUUAUUUUAUUACAAACAUUAA